AUACUUUUUAUGUCGUUAUUUCCUAUAGAAAAUGUCGAAAAGUAAAACAAAUGCUGUGUGGGAGGACAGAGAGGUCCUAUUCGAUCUCCCUUUUUCGUACCUUAAAUUGAGACCCGGCGAAAAGAUAUUUGACAGAAUCGAACCUAUAGAAGACACGAAAGGCAACAGUGGCACUAAAGGAAGAAUGGUGGUCACCAAUCUAAGGAUUAUAUGGCAUUCAUUGGCUUCGCCUAGAAUCAAUCUGUCUAUUGGUUUAAACUGCAUAUUGUCGACGACCACAAAAAUUGUGAACUCAGGAUUGAGAGGCACUACUCAAGCAUUGUACGCGCUGGCCGCAUACAAGAUGAGCCGUUACGAAUUCAUAUUCACGAAUCUCUCGCCGAAUUCUGUUAGACAUUAUACAUCUGUCGUCGGGGUGCAUAAGGCAUAUGCUAAUUCUAGAAUGUACCGGAACCUGAAACUUCGGGGCGCGAUUGUGCACAACAAACAACUGCGCAUGUUGCCUCUCGAGAAGAUCAAUCUCAACGAGCACAGCAUCUGGAACUUGUCGACUGACUCCGGCAACCUGGGCACCAUGGUGGUGACCAACGUGCGUGUGGUGUGGUACGCAGACGUCAACGACGCCUUCAACGUCUCCAUGCCCUACAUCACCAUAGAGACCAUAUCAGUUCGUGACUCAAAAUUCGGUGAAGCACUAGUGUUCGUCAUUCGGCAGUUUUCUGGAGGUUACGUGUUGGGCUUCAGAGCAGACCCUCCUGACAGGCUUCGACCACUGUUGGCAGAACUGCAGGCUUUGCACCAAGCGUACACCGAAAGACCUAUAUUUGGACUUGAGAUAACUUGGGACCAUGAGAUCCCGAAAUCGACAACAGAUGAUAUAGAAGAAUUAGAAGAAAUCGGCGAACCUCGCGGUGAGAUGGGGCCAAAUCUAUAUUUGGCAUCGCAACUUGCUCAGACCAAACCAGAAGGAGAUAUUCAACUCGUGUAUAAUCCAUAUUUGGGUUUAGCUAUAGAACCUUUAAAAGAAGGGUUCACAUUAAAGAGCUUAUUCGAAGUUCAAACUACGUCGUAA
Molecule: messenger RNA, 1072 nt
Organism: Achroia grisella
Lineage: Eukaryota; Metazoa; Arthropoda; Insecta; Lepidoptera; Pyralidae
Gene: BBS5
Product: Bardet-Biedl syndrome 5 protein homolog
Exons: 7
Coding region: 32-1072 (346 amino acids)
Biological process (GO): intracellular transport; cilium assembly
Cellular component (GO): ciliary basal body; BBSome
Molecular function (GO): phosphatidylinositol-3-phosphate binding
Source: RefSeq, a predicted model, not a curated record